Molecule: messenger RNA, 2265 nt
Organism: Planococcus citri (citrus mealybug)
Lineage: Eukaryota; Metazoa; Arthropoda; Insecta; Hemiptera; Pseudococcidae
Product: platelet-activating factor acetylhydrolase IB subunit beta homolog
Exons: 4
Coding region: 506-1384 (292 amino acids)
Source: RefSeq, a predicted model, not a curated record
AUUGUCCGUAACUCUUGGCCUGUUAGGUAUUUCAGUUUCUGAUAAUCUAGACGAUUCGGAUUUUGUUCAAUUUUGAAAGAUUUGAACUUUGGAUAUGUUCAAAUCAAACUUAGUUCAGUUUUGAUGCUUUUUGAUGUUCGACCCUGAUUCUAUAGAGCUGAGAGAUGCUGCCUUAUAACUUCACAGUUUACAGUAAAUUCAAGUUUCAACUCAAUUUUGAACCUAAUGACUAAAAUCCUGAAACGAAACAGUGAAACACUUUUAGUUUUAAUUAUUUGAAAUUUCCCGAAAUUUCCUGAAAAAAUGAAUGGGCUCACUACACAGAGUGCUACACAAAAUUAAACUAUGGAAUAAUUACUAAAUUGCCCACUAGAAAACAAGAUACAUGUUGAAAUUUCAAAUUUCUAAAAUUCUGAAAAAAAAAAAUUAAAAAGGAAAAAAACACGAGCAGCAGUUUGAAGUUUAACCUGAUGACGUCGCAACAGUGCCAGCCUAGAGAUAAAAAAUGUUUGUGUGUGACUGUGUGUUUGUUUUGUCUUUGUUUAUUUCUUAUCUUUUUGAAACUGAAUUAAUUUUGUCAUGCAUGAAAUUAUUUUUAAUUAAUUUUUGCUAUUUCGUUAAAGAUUUAAACUAUAUUCAAAGUAUCGAAGUUGCGUCAGUGAGACGAAAUCAAGUUUUAAGUAUUUAUUCCACAAUCAUAUUUCUCAUUAUGAACAAGUGUAUUAUUCCCACGAUUCCCGUGGAUAACGAUGGUGAUGGUAGAUGGAAUAGUCAACACAAUUGUCAAUUAGCCGAAACUAAGGAAAAAGAACCUGAUGUGGUUUUUAUUGGUGAUACGAUUAUUCAAGAUUUGCAACAGCGGCCGAUUUGGAAUGAAAUCUUCGAACCACUACAUUCUCUGAAUUUAGGGAUUGCCUUUGAUUGCAUCGAAAACGUCUUAUAUAGGAUUCAAGAUGGAAUUUUAGAUCAUAUUAAACCAAAGAUAGUAGUGGUACAUGUUGGAACCUACAAUAUUAAUGAUAAAGCUGUGGACAUAGCUGACGGAAUUACCAAAAUUGUUCAAGAGAUACAGUUUAAGCUUCCCAAUGCAUAUAUUAUCGUUUUGGAAAUUUUACCAAGAGGUCAAUUCCCAAAUCCUCUUCGUGAGAAAAACGAUAUCGUUAAUGAAUUAUUACGACAAAAAUUGGCAUCUUUUUCCAAAGUCGAGGUGAUAGGAGCUGGUAAAACCUUAUGUCAAAAUGAUGGUACCAUUAGUCAUCAUGAUAUGUUGGAUUAUUUAACGCUCACCGAAGCAGGCUACCGUAAAGUUUUUGAACCUAUUUAUGAACUAAUUUUACAGCUAAUGGGAGAAAAUGAAAUCGAUAAAAAUAUACUUAACGACUGAUUUGUUAAAAAUUUGAGGUUAUGUUGCAUUUAUAUUGUAUAUCGAAGAUUCAGCGCAUCUUGUUUCAUUUUUCGUUGUGGAAUAAAAUGAGCGUCUCAUUAUCGAAAUAAUCUCAAAAGUGAACUGCUUAAAGUAUCUCAAGUUAUGUGUAUCAUACGUUUUUUUACGGGUUGCGUUCGUUAAUUUUUGCUUUGUUAAUUUAGUAUAGUUAAGUAUUAAAAUGGUAUUGUUGAUUUUGAUUUAUUUAUUUAAUCUUUCCUUAUGUGAACAGAAAAUAUUAUUUGUUUUGUAAUUAAUUGUUGCGAUGGCUGGUACAAAUUAUUCAUGUUUGUUUUAUGGAUUUUAUAUAUGGUAAUAUUUUUAUAACUUUUGUUUUUAACAUACCUUAUAUUCUGUCCUCGAAGUAAACUUGAUAAGUGAUUUUCUUAUGGUAAAUUAGUAACAUUUUUUAAAUUUAUAAAUCACAUGAAUAUAGAUAUAAGUAAUUUGCAGCUUGAUUAAAAAGCAUUCCACGAUUAAGUAGGUACAUGUAGCCUUUAAAUUUUUUCAUUAAAUUUAGAAGUAGUUCUUACGAUGCAAUAAAUUUUAGUUAUGUUUUUGUCAUUACAAAUGAUGAAGGAUUGCUAUAAGCACAAAUCUUUAAUUUAGUCUUCGCUGACCAAAUAUAUAGUUCCUUUUAAAUGAUUAUAUUUUAAGAAUAUCAGAUUGAAUAUCGAAAAAUUGCGCGAUUUCAGGGUUGUUUCCUUUAUACUCUAUUUACUUUCGUACGUAUUUAUGUGAUAAAUCGCCUAAAAAUUUAAGAUUUUUGAUAGAUAUUUUUGUACUUUUCAAUGUUUUUGUUACUUGCGUUUCUGCUUUUAUUAAAAAAUGUGCUCGUGUGA